Messenger RNA from Saccostrea echinata, 756 nucleotides. RefSeq lists its product as uncharacterized. The coding region runs from base 92 to 409 and encodes 105 amino acids. NCBI's taxonomy places the organism in Eukaryota, Metazoa, Mollusca, Bivalvia, Ostreida, Ostreidae. The transcript is spliced from 4 exons. Gene Ontology annotation, molecular function: carbohydrate binding. Gene Ontology annotation, biological process: cell adhesion. The record is from RefSeq and is a predicted model, not a curated record.
AAGAAAUUUAAGGCCUAGAAUCCAAACAAGGUUUUUAAAAGUUCUCCGUGAAAUAAGAGCUAAAGGGAAUUUUAAUUAAAAAGAAAACAGAAUGAAGCUGACCUUACUAUUCUUUUUUCUGUUAGGAUUUAAACUUGCAGAAUCCGGAUGUCAGUUUGGCGAAAUUGAAUACGCAGGAUAUCCAGUUUCUCCUUUCCCAAUCAGAAAGACUAUUGUGUUUGACAGACCGUUUGCAGAGCGACCUGCCUUUAUUUACGGAAUUAAAAUGUUGGAUGUCAACUUUGCUGAAAACACUAGGGCUGUUGUGGAACUGGAUCACUUAAAUAAUACCCAGUUUACCCUAAUAUUGAGUACAUUUCACGACACAAAGAUGUACGGGCUUGGCGCGACUUGGAUGGCAUGUCCUUGAUAUAGACAUGACUCAAGUUUUGAUAUGAAGUCGUACAAUACCUCGGAAACAUUCUAAAGUGUUUAGCAAUGCAUUUUAGCCAUGUGUUCAUCGAAUGAUGUUUUUUCGAAAAUUCAAGUCCUAUUUUGUAUACAAUGUAUUUGUAUAUUUACCAGUUAUUUUUGUUUAUAAAGAUAUCUAUGAUGUAUAUAUUGAUAAAAAUCGCACUCUAUGUUUUACAGCUAUUUUACACCCACUAUUUUACUCUGCAAAGGAUAUGGGUUUAUAGGGUAUUACUUCUGCCUUUUUUAUUUUUUGUAAAAAUACGAUUAUUGACUGAAAUGAUAUCAAUAAAAUGAUGAAAUCAA